AAAAUACAACAACAACAAACAACAUCUCAGUUCUUAAUUUUUUAUACUUAUAAUAAAAUAGCAAUUAAAUCAUAAUGGCUGUGUUCGACGGAGAGAUAGAUUUCCGUUCGGUCACCAUGGUGGAUUUCGAUAGAAAGGAAAUAUCGCGCACCCGCGCCCGCCCGCGGCCCACAGACGACGACUGCCUCAUCGUGGGCCUCCGCCGAGACAAGCUGAGCCUCCACGACCCGCCCCCCGCCGCCCCCGACACACUGUGUGUGGAGGAUGUGGAGUACUAUAAACAUGCUCUGGAGAGGCUGAAAGAAGAAUGCCCAAAGCUAGGUGCACAAUAUUUUUCUAACGACAUAGAUACAAAGGUUGUCGAAAAUGAAAUUCAAGACCUCAAGAGAUCGGAAUAUUUCAAUAAAUACUGUUCUAGAGACCUCCCAUUCAUGUCAGUAAACCUGGCGCGGCGGGCGCGCGCGCUGCAGACCCUGCGGCUGCCUGAUGACGUGCACAUCCCGGAGACCACCUACCGAGGCUCGUACCGGCCGAUAGACCCGGGCGUCUACACGCAGCCCCCGCUGGAGCUGGGGGUCAAGCCGAAGUAUGAUCCGACGCUGCAGAACAAACUCCGUGAGAUCCUCCGCGUCAACACUGGGGAGUCAGUGUACGGGGCGUCCCACGCCCUGCUCGGGAGGGUGGUGCUGCAGGAGAACCCCUUCGGGAAGCCUCGGGAGGAACCCAAGUAUGGGGUGUGGAAGACCCCUUAUACGUAUACUUAUUGGGUUAAUUAGAGUUGGGGCAGCUGCGGUGGAGUUUCGUGGAUGGGGUUUCGAGUAUGUUGUUUGCGAUGUUUUGUGUUUUUGUAAUAAAUUAUUGAGUUAGCUAUA
Molecule: messenger RNA, 872 nt
Organism: Plutella xylostella (diamondback moth)
Lineage: Eukaryota; Metazoa; Arthropoda; Insecta; Lepidoptera; Plutellidae
Source: RefSeq, a predicted model, not a curated record